GGGGCAAACAUAUUUGUUGCAUGGUUGUGUUCGACUGAGUUUCUUUGGUAUCUACGUCAGUUUUCAAUAUGGCUCCAGUGCAAUGACUAUUAUUAAAGCAGGAGUGAAAGAGCAAGUUGUUAUAGUGAUGUAAUGGAACUCAGUUGCGCGUAUCAGUGACAGAACGAAUUUAGUACAGUUGUAUAUGUCCAUGCGUGUUCGGUAGAAACAGUCAUGAUGGACGAAGACAAUAGAGAAAAUAUUGGUGGACGUAUCAAGAGGUUGGGAUAUAAGCCCCAAAGAGAAAUUGUGUAUUGUAAACUUUUACCUUAUGCUGACCAGCUUGAUGAAGAAUCAGUACGCAUGUUGUCAGAAAUUAAAGCAAACUUGGGAAGAGCGGUGAUGAUGAGAGAAAUGAGACCUGGAUGCGGAAUGUGGACUGCAAGAUUGACGAAGUAUGUGAAGUUGUAUGGAAUGAAGUUUUCAAAGGAAGACCACCUGACUUUCAUUCAUCUGAUGUAUCAGCUAGUGACAAUCCCCAACUUGGAGCCAUGGCUGGUCAGCAAGUUUGCACAGGCAUUGAUUAUUCUUUUGAAGAAGAAGGAGCUGAUCUCUCCAGAAGAACUGGUGCUUCCAUGGAGGCCCUUAUAUGAUCUCUGUAAGCGGAUCAUGGUCACUAGUCCCGGUGCUGUUGGCAUGUACCGCUACUUUUCGUCACUUGACACCACUCUAAACUCAAUGGUCCAUGCUGCCAGGUACUAUUUCCCUGCCUCAGCCACGCAGGAGGUGUUGGAUAUGUUCCGGCCCCGUCUGUGCCCAUUUGACUCAGGUGCAAUGUGCACUACAGUCGAAAUGCUGGAAUGGUUCCUUCCCAUUUCACUGCCUCCUGUAAAGAGCUGCUUGGGUCACCAGCUCUGGUUCCAUGAGUUCAUGAAUCUAUGGGAGGUGUGCCACAAUGCACCAGCCUGGGAAGGCGACAUAUUAUGGCUAAUGGCACGGCUGGCACGUUGCAACAUCGGCUACAUUGACUGGGAGCCGUACAUCCCACUCAUGUUCACAAGGUUCUUGCGCAGCCUCAACCUCCCUGUGUCCUACAAGAAUGUGCAGUCUUCCAAACAUCAUAAACUGGACUCUUCAGCCAUUGCACUUUGGACUGUAUCUGUAGUGGGAGGUGGAAGCACUGCACAGAAGUACCUGGACAAGUUUAUGAAGGCAAUUGAGUCAUACUUUCAUCCUGCAAACUUUGGGCGUUGGCUGGUGAAGCUCAAGGACUUAUUACGCAAACUGCCAUACUAUUUCAUUCAGCGACUGCAUACGGAGCGGUACAAGAAGCUGACAUGGGAGACGCCCAUACCAGACAGUCACAGACUCACAGAGGAAGACAUCACUAACUUUGUGCAGUCCAUUAAACCUGUUGCAAUGCAAGCUAUGUUCUCCAAGAUGGGUCUUGUAGAAGUAAGCCAAGCAUUGCAGCAUUUGGCAACAUUGCGCCCAACAAUCAUCAUUCCACAGAUAAUUGAAAGGAUGUACUCUACACUGGAGAUGCUGACAGAGCCCCACAAGCUUACAGCAGCCAUGCAGUGCAUGGUUGCAGUGGCACGACCAAUGGUGCAGGGUGGUGCUUACAAAGAGGGACCAACUCACGUCAUUCCAUUGCUCAUGUCAACAUUGCCAGGAAUAGACCCAAAUGACAUCAAGAAGUGCUUUGUCACGUUCCAGUUCAUUUCCACGUUUGCAGCGUUGGUUCCCAUUGUGGACUGCUCAUCCGCCCCAGAGUACUGGAGGAAUCUGACAGAGGAGGAGGAGAUGAUUGCUCUAGCCACAGCAGACUUUGAGGAUUUUGUGCUGCAGUUCCUUGACCGUUGCUUCUUACUCAUAGAGAGCAGCUCUAUGGAGGUAACUCGUCUGGAACGUGAGGAGGACAAGCGCAGUAAGCUGGAGAACAUGGCAGAAGGGGCACUGUCUUCCACCUGUACCACUGUGCUCAUGCAGACCUCAUCUCAGAUCUUCAAGUCAGCGCUGAAGAAGCUCCACUCCUUUGUGACAGGACGGAUUCUUGAGACAAAGGUGGCAGGACACUUCAUAGCGACAGUGGUUCGCUCAUUUUCCAAGGUAAACCCUGAGGAAACACUGCGAGUGCUCCUACCACACCUGUGUGACACGGUGCUCACUCUGGUGGAGAGUGAUGACAUCUUGGAGGAGGAAAUCCUCGACAAUGAGCUGCUGUACAACUUACUUCUGCUCUCUGAAGUGGUGGACUGCCGGGGCAAUGCUCUGUUGCCUUAUAUGGGAAUGCUGCAGCGAGUAUUGGACCGUACACUGCACUUGGCGUGUCGUGAGGGUUUCCUCUCUUCAAGCUGUAUCCUGCGCCACAUUCUGUCAGGCCUAACUUCGAUAACUCCUGUAGAGUACCGCAGUGUUCCUGGAUCCUUUGACCGGCCCGUCAAGGACUACCUGCCCAUCAAGGACUGGGGCAUGCCAGGAAAUCCUUACAGCAUGCAGCUGAAGUGGUAUGUGCCUGGUAAUAAUGAGGUCGCUUGUGUGCAGUCACUCAUCAGUAGGUAUCUGCCACCUGAACUGCAGCGUAUCAAUAGCUUCAUCAGUGAUGAGGUCCAGCUCACAAGGGAGGAGCUGCAGUGCAGUUUAGGCAUUGUGAUCGCUGUGCUGGGUUGCCGUUCCAUGCUGCCUGUGUGGGACGAGCCGCCCGUCAAGCUGAUUGACAGCUGCUUGCCCAUCACCCCAUUCUUACCAAGUGUUGAUGUUGGAGGGGGGCAUGUCACAAUGCCAGAUGGUAGCAAUGUACGCAAGUCAGUUGCAGACACUGUGAACCGGCUGCAAGAAAAGCUGCUACUUUGUAGAGAGGAUGAUACAAAGUCUUUCUUCAGUCUCAUUGUUCUGUGGGAGUACCUACUGAUUGACCGCUUUGGCUCCAAGAGCUGUUAUGAGGUUCACUGGAAGAACUUCCGCAUGUUGAAGAAAGUUCUGGAAAACAAGCUGGUGGGGCAGAAGCGACACCUGCGUGCUCUCCUCAUAGACAGGACUAUGUUGCAGCAUGAGUCACUGCUGGAGCAAGGCAGCAUGUGCCUCACCCCAACUCACCGACAGAUGAUGAUAAAUCUCCUGACACUCAGCACCAGUCACUACAGUGAGGUGCGUUCUCGGGCCCAGGUGAAGCUCUUCACAGCGCUCGACCAAUUCUCAUACUCAUACACGGUGCUUAUCCCUCACUUGCUUAGGAACCUCCAGCAGGAUUCAAGCCAGUUCCAUGAGCAGUUUAAGGGCUCACUGUAUGUGCUACUUGGCCCAAAGCAGAACCCCCUGGUAACCAGGCAUGACUGGGAGAUGUUGAUGAACCUCUGGCCCGCGAUUGUGCGCACAAAGCCAUCAGAGAAGUUGUCAGUGAUCCGCCUGAUAGAGAAUAUUGUGGAGAGUGUUCACAAGCACUUCCCCACCAUUACCAUCAGCCUGCAGAUUCCCGAACUUUGCCUUGCUGCAGCACGCCAGCUGUGGAACUCAAGUCCAGCGCCUUGCUUCCAAGUUGUAUCAGAUGAAGAGGUUGCAAUUGGCAUGCAGCAAUUGGAAGACAGGAACCAGUACAACACGGAUCAAUAUCUGGCUCUACUGGACUCCCUCAUGGAUGCUAUGCAGCAGGAAAACUUGCACUGGCGCUACCGCUCGAUGGCACUAAGUUUUCUAAGGGACCUUGUUCAUCCUGACCUGCCUUAUUCUGCAAGGACUGUGCGUUACUUUUUGCACACACUCAUACAUGACUCCUUGGAACUCAGGAAGAUUGCUAUCCGUAGCACAGUGUUCUUGCUCAAACAGCAGAAACGUGCCCACAAGAAGAUUCUUAUAGAUCCAUUGAGCUUCUCAGGGGGUGAGAAGGCUAAGGGCCCUGGAGACCACGCUAGCAACCGGUGGGUGCAGUACUGCAGCAAGACCCGGCCCCUGACUGCAGAAGCAUGGGACACUCCCUGCUACGUGCACAAGCCUUACCACGGCUUUUACUGCUGGCCCGAGCAAGUGGAAGUGUAUGCUGCCUCUGGGGAGCAGCCAGCACUGGACCGAAGUCAUGACGAGCUGACCGCCGAAGAGAAGGAAGUGGAUUUGUUCUUCUCUGACCAACAAAAUGUUGACAGACUGGUUGAGCUUCUUGCACUUGAGGAGAAGAAAGGCAAGGACAAGUUCAAUGGUUAUCGUUUCAUCAUGUUCAAGGGUCUUUUUCGGAAUCAUGGAGAUACAUACCUUAACCAUUUCCUGCCACAUUUGGAGCGCCUGGUGACAGACAAACAUGAGAGCAGCCAGCGCUGUGCUGCUGAGAUCAUUGCUGGAAUUAUCCGGGGGUCCAAGCACUGGCCAUUCCACAAAGUAUCUGCCCUGUGGAAGGCGCUGGCACCCAUCAUCCGCCUUGCAUUGCUCAACAUGACAGUGGAGACCAUUGCAGACUGGGGCAUAUGCUUUGCCACUUCAUCAGAGAACAGGGACCCUAAUCGACAUCACUGGUUGCUGGAGCUGCUGAUGGAAGAUCCUCUGCGUGACGAGGCAUCCUUCAUUGAGUGUGGGCGACUGUACACAUUGCAAGGUGCUCUGAACCAGCAGGAGUGGCGUGUCUCAGAGUUAUUCCACCGGUUGCUCAGUUAUUUGAAACCAUUCCUGACACAUCCAUUUCAGAAUGUUCGCGAAAGGCUGGGAAGUGUUCUAACAAACAUCUUUGAGCCAGACAUCCUACUGCUGGGCGGGAGUCGCACCACCUCCCCCCACAUUACCACCUUUGUGUCGGAGAUAAUUCCCCAGCUUGCUGUGCUGUACCAGAUAGGACCCAAAGCUCUGGACAGUUCCAGCAAUCACAUCGAACUGAGAAAGAAGUUGAGUGGGGAGAGUGCUGAUCCAGUGAUGAACAUGCUGGAGAACAUGCAGGUGAACGGUGAGGAACGUGAUGUGGCGAUUCGACUGCUGAAGACAGUGUGCAGGUGGGUGACUGGCAGCAUCUCACGUGCGCAGUAUGCAACAGUUGCUGAGUAUUAUGAGUUCUUCCCUCUGGUAUGCCUCAUGUCAAACUAUGAUGCAGAUGAGGAACUGAGCAGGUCCUGUGUAUCUAUGUUGGCAAUGAUGGGCCAGGCACUCAUGCUGCCCCAGCAUGUCCCAGUGGUUCUCCAGUCUGUCAGCAAAGUGUCUGAGAGCAUAUCAUGGUGGGCCAGGUCAUCCUGUCUGGAGUUCCUGCAGGUGGUUGUGUUCCAUAACAUGGCCACCAUCCUCAGCAAACAAGUCUGGAUUCGUGAGGUGCUGGACAUUGUGCUGCAGCUCCUGGAAGAUGAUUGGCUAGAGGUGCGUGAGAAAGCAUCACAGGUGCUGGGUGGCUUGCUGCACUGCAACUUCAUCGAAUCAACGGAUGACCUCAUUGAGAAGUUUAAGCUGAAGUCAAAAACAAAGGUGAAGAAGCAGCAGGUGCAUGGCCAUGCGAUGGAUGCAGUUGACCUGCAGUCACUUAGGCUGCGCCACUCUGGAAUCCUUGGACUCUGUGCCUUCAUCAACGCAUACCCAUAUGAUGUGCCUGAGUUUGUGCCAGAUGUGUUCCUUCACCUGGGGGACCACCUCAAUGACCCACAACCUAUACCAUCCACGAUCAGGAAGACUCUUGGCGACUUCAAGCGAACACAUCAUGACAACUGGGAGCAACACAGCUUGAAGUUCACGGAGCAGCAGUUGGGAGUCCUACGAGAUCUCACGAUCCCACCCACAUACUAUGCCUAAAAGGACUGUUGUGCUUAAGUGUGUAAUUCUGGUUUUGAUAGGUCAUCUCGUGUAUUUAUUGCUGUAAGGUUGUGGGGCUCCUGACCAAAUGUAAAUUUUAUGAAUUUGCUACUGGUGAAGCAGUAGGUGCUUGUGUUGAGGAGUGUUAAUAACUUGAUAAAUUACAUAUUUAUUGGUGAUAGGAAAUGCUACAGUUGUUCAUCUGGUAAUGCUAGUGGCAAUUAUAGCACAGGCAUUCUUUGUGACAGGUCUGAAUGUGACUAAAAAUAUCUUUGAGAACUUUACACCUGCUACAUGUCACAUUUCUGCCUAUGUUAGAGUGUACCCUUUGAUAUUUAAAUAGCAGAUGCUUACAUCAUAUUCUGAUCUUGCAUUAAACUCACCCCAUAAUGGAUAGUUUUGCUACAGCCUUCCUAUAUCAGCCUCUGAUGCUGUGACAUGGGGAAAAUGUUAUCUUGCACAGCUUUUAAACUCCACUGGACAUAUUUGGCUUGAAGCUGUUGGAGACAGUUACAACCAAAGUCUGCUUGAUCCUGGUAUCAUUGUAUAAAAUGGUUUCCUUGUAAAGUUAAUGACAUAUAUUCUGCAUUUGCCUGUUACUUAAAUGUUUAGUGGCAUGAUUAACUGGAAAAGUGUCAGCCCCUGUCAGGAAACUGUAUAAGCCUGUGUGACUGUGAGGCUGUGGCUUAAGAUUUUGCUACUGGGGCCAUUACUUCAUGGGGCUGGGUGACCACCAAGACACCCCUGUAAGUAAGAUACUGCACUUCAUUUGAGGUGUAGGAUUGUUGAGGGGUUGAAAUAGAGGGGGAUGAACAGUAGAUCAUUGAAGGUCAUGGAUCAAGGGCUGGUUUAGGCCUACCCAUUAUGCAGUCAGUCAUUCAAGCUGUAGAAGUAUGAAUUUGCACCAUGUAAAUUUGUCAGGAUAUUUCAACAAGACAGGUCAUGUAUGGCUGGAUAGCCAAUCAGAACCAGAUGACAUGCAUCCUGCCCCGUCUGACUGUUGGUGUUACUUUGUCACAUUGUAGUAGGCCUGUGCAAGUGAUGAGAAUAAUUAUCAUUCUCAGUUUUCAGUUACAGCAAAGCAUUAAUUUUUUCUGUAUUGAUUCCAUGUAGCUGUGGGUCUUUGCUCCCAUAACAAAACAAAAUAUUCUUUAUGAAUUUUUAAUAAUAUGGAUGAACUUGCAUUGUACAGAUUGCUUGUCUGUAAUAUGGUGUUGGCUUUUGUGCACUUUAAAUUUCUGUCUGCAACACAAGUUAAAUCUAUUUCAGCAUUUUUAUUACUGCGGAAAAUUCAAAACUGAAUUUGCUUUCUACAAAAGGAAGUAAAAGUGGGAAUUUUUCUAAAAUAAUUUGAUGUUAUAUUUGAUACUUGAACGUAAUAACAAAGUAAUUUCUAAAUAUUUAUUUUAUAUGAUCUUGUAAUAUAUAGAAAUGACUGUGAUAAAUGAAUUCUGUAUUAAAAUAUGGUGGUUAUGAAAUUAA
This is a messenger RNA of Cryptotermes secundus, 7212 nucleotides long. Its product is annotated as proteasome activator complex subunit 4. NCBI's taxonomy places the organism in Eukaryota, Metazoa, Arthropoda, Insecta, Blattodea, Kalotermitidae. Gene Ontology annotation, molecular function: proteasome binding; peptidase activator activity. Gene Ontology annotation, biological process: proteasomal ubiquitin-independent protein catabolic process. Gene Ontology annotation, cellular component: cytosol; nucleus. The transcript is spliced from 33 exons. The record is from RefSeq and is a predicted model, not a curated record. Bases 214 to 5730 code for a protein of 1838 amino acids.